AUGGCUAAACCUGACCUCAUAUCCUGGCUGGAAGAGGAGGAAGAGCCGUUUCUCCUGAGCUCUGAAGAAGAGGAGUUGGCAGCCUCCAAACAGCUGCACAUAGAUGAGAUGUUCUGCAAUAACUUAGUGAGUGAGCCGGCCUCCGCGUCCACUAACAAGUUUGAGGUUCUGGGACAGACAGAGGAGCAUGAUUUAUCUUUGCCCCAGCCGCUAUCAAUGCCACAAGCUCAAGAAGCUUUGGCUGCAGGAGAGAAAGAGGAACUGGAUCGCGAACAGAUGUCCCCUUUAAGGAUCAACAGCCAACAUAAGGAGAAUUACAAGGGAGCAUCUGACAAGACCAAAGAACUGCCGGCGGUCAAAUCUUUGGACGAUGCUGAUUGUCAUUUGGCCAAGAGAUCCAUCCAAGCUAAACUAUGGUGCUACAGGCGCCUGGGGAAGCGAGAAGACCUGAUGGAAUUCUUCCGCCGUAAAAAAGCCUACAAAGACCUAAUUAAGAGACCCAAGAUGGUGAAACCUGGCCUCAUAUCCCAGCUGGAAGAGGAGGAAGAGCUAUUUCUCCUGAGUUCUGAUGAAGAGGAGGGAGUGGCAGGAGAGAAUAAAUCUAAAUGGCUGCAGUGUAGGAAAAGCUUCCACUGGACUGGAAAACUUACCAUCCAUCGAAGAAUUCAUACUGGGGGGAAACUUUACUCGUGCAUGGAGUGCGGGAAAAGCUUCAGUCAGAGUAACAGUCUUAUUUCCCAUCAAAGAACUCACACAGGGGAGAAACCAUACACGUGCAUGGAGUGCGGGAAAAGCUUCAGUCACAAUAACAGUCUUAUUUCCCAUCGAAGAAUUCACACAGGGGAGAAACCAUUUCAAUGCCUGGAAUGUGGGGAAGGCUUCAGUUGGCAUAGCAGUCUUAGUUUCCAUCAAAGUAUUCACACGGGGGAGAAACCGUAUCAAUGCCUGGAGUGUGGGAAAAGCUUCCGUUCGCGAGAUCUCACUUUGCAUCAAAGAAUUCACACAGGGGGGAAACCAUUUAAAUGCCUGGAGUGUGGGAAAACCUUCAGUCGGAAUAACAGUCUUACUGUCCAUCGAAGAAUUCACACAGGGGAGAAACCAUAUAAAUGCCUGGAGUGUGGGAAAAGCUUCAGUUUGAGUAACAGUCUUACUUCCCAUCAAAGAAUUCACACUGUGGAGAAACCAUAUCAUUGCCAGGAGUGCGGGAAAAGCUUCAGACAUAAACUCAGUCUUACUUUCCAUCAAAGGAUUCACACAGGAGAGAAACCAUAUCAAUGCCUGGAGUGUGGGAAAAGCUUCAGUCGGAAUAACAGUCUUACUGUCCAUCAAAGAAUUCACACAGGGGAGAAACCAUAUAAAUGCCUGGAGUGUGGGAAAAGCUUCAGUCGGAAUAACAGUCUUAUUGUCCAUCAAAGAAUUCACACAGGGGAGAAACCAUAUAAAUGCCUGGAGUGUGGCAAAAGCUUCAGUUUCAGUAACAGUCUUACUUCCCAUCAAAGAAUUCACACAAGGGAGAAACCAUAUCAAUGCCUUGAAUGUGGGAAAAGCUUCAGUCACAGGGGAAACCUUGCUACCCAUCAAAAAAUGCACACAGGGGAGAAACCAUUUCAAUGCCUGGAAUGUGGGGAAGGCUUCAGUUGGCAUAGCAGUCUUAGUUUCCAUCAAAGAAUUCACACAGGGGAGAAACCG
Euleptes europaea (tarantolino) is the source of this 1689-nucleotide messenger RNA. RefSeq names its product zinc finger protein OZF-like. The record is from RefSeq and is a predicted model, not a curated record. The transcript has 7 exons. The annotation marks the transcript as partial. Gene Ontology annotation, molecular function: DNA-binding transcription repressor activity, RNA polymerase II-specific. Lineage: Eukaryota; Metazoa; Chordata; Lepidosauria; Squamata; Sphaerodactylidae. Gene Ontology annotation, biological process: negative regulation of transcription by RNA polymerase II.